Messenger RNA from Myotis davidii, 1756 nucleotides. It is a transcript of the gene MKRN1, whose product is annotated as makorin ring finger protein 1. Lineage: Eukaryota; Metazoa; Chordata; Mammalia; Chiroptera; Vespertilionidae. Gene Ontology annotation, biological process: protein polyubiquitination. Gene Ontology annotation, molecular function: ubiquitin protein ligase activity; metal ion binding. The record is from RefSeq and is a predicted model, not a curated record. Bases 151 to 1299 code for a protein of 382 amino acids. The transcript has 6 exons.
CGGAGACGCGACGCGGUGCCCAGGGGAGCGAGCCAGCGCCUCAAUCUCCUUCCUCUCCCUUCCCGUCGCCUCGCCGCCUUCUCCCCGCAGCCGGACCGGAACUAUGUGAUCCGGAAGUUCCGGUGCCAUUGCUGUGUGGGAUAAACAGUAAUGGCGGAGGCUGCAGCUCCCGGAACAACAGCCAAACCAUCAGGAGCAGGAGCGGCAGCGGCGGCGGUGGCAGCGGCCUCCCAACGUCUGCUCGCGUCCCCGCCCCGCCCCGCCCGGAGAAGUAGCUUUUGUUAUUUCUUUGUAUGUUUAUCGAGGCUGGCGGUUCUGAGCUUUGUCUGGGAACCGUGUGCGGAGCCGGGCCGGGUCGGCAUCCUCCGCCCUGAGUUUUACAAGCUGCCGUUCCCCUCCCGGGGCGAAAUGUUUCUCUUUUUGAAAUCCACGCCUCUCUCCGUUGCAGGGAGUCAGAGACCUCCUGCAGCCCGGAGGAGAGGGUUUGUUUUGGCUUGGUAUUUCAUGCACGGGGUUUGUAAGGAAGGAGAUAACUGUCGCUACUCGCAUGACCUCUCUGACAGUCCAUACGGUGUGCUGUGCAAGUAUUUUCAGCGAGGGUACUGUAUUUACGGAGACCGCUGCAGAUACGAACAUAGCAAACCAUUGAAACAGGAAGAAGCAACUGCUACAGAUCUAACUGCAAAACCAUCCCUUGCUGCUUCCUCAAGUCUCUCACCAGUAGUUGGACCGAUUGUUGAAAUGAAUACGGGCGAGGCUGAGUCAAAUUCAAACUUUGCAACUGUAGGAGCAGGUUCAGAAGACUGGGUGAAUGCCAUUGAGUUUGUUCCUGGGCAGCCCUACUGUGGCCGUACUGCCCCUUCUUGCACUGAAGCACCCCUGCAGGGCUCGGGGACCAAGGAAGAGCCAGAGAAGGAGCCAGCGGCCGUGGACGCAAAGAAGCAGCUCUGUCCCUAUGCAGCGGUGGGAGAGUGCCGCUACGGGGAGAACUGCGUGUACCUCCACGGAGACUCCUGUGACAUGUGCGGGCUGCAGGUCCUACACCCAGUGGACGCAGCCCAGAGAUCACAGCACAUAAAAUCUUGCAUUGAGGCCCAUGAGAAGGACAUGGAGCUCUCGUUUGCCAUCCAGCGCAGUAAGGACAAAGUGUGUGGGAUCUGCAUGGAGGUGGUCUAUGAGAAAGCCAACCCCAGUGAGUGCUGCUUCGGGAUCCUCUCCAACUGCAGCCACACCUACUGUCUCAAGUGUAUUCGCAAGUGGAGGAGUGCUAAGCAAUUUGAGAGCAAGAUCAUAAAGUGAGACUCCUCCCCAAUCUUCGUUUGUGCUUUCUAUUUUGGGGAAGAAUUUAGUGUCUUGUGCCAACUUUCAAGCAGAUGGACCGCAUUUAAAUGCAUGCAUUUUAUCUUGAAAUGGGGGUAUUCUUUGAAUUGGGGUUUCUUGUUUGUAUUUCAGCUAGCUUGUAGGUUAGUUGGUAUAUUUACUUUUAUUUGAAUGAGGAAACCCUAUGUAACAGUUAGUAGAAGCUUUUUCUGAGGAGAUUGUUUAACGGAUUAGCCCCUUUAGGCUCAGUGAACAAGCUUACCUAGCUCUGAAUGUAUGUUUCCUGACGUUUUACAUUUGCCACUUUCCUAUUUCAUCCAUUAAGCUAGCCAAUAAUCCACCAUCCUUUAAAGAUUGUUCUCAUAACUGAACAAAAACAACAUAACUUAAACAGAGCAAAGUUACAAGAAAUAAAUUUAUUUAAACGAAAGAAAAA